AUGGCACGUUUCUGGAGAGUCGUUGGUGGCGAGAGAGGAGGGCUGUUGGUGCGAAGCGGUAGGGAGCUAGCCUCCGCAGAGAAGGAGGAGAGGCUGGCUAGCCAGUCAAUCCUGGAGGAGCUUGAAGCCAUAGGGGGUCGGCUACGUUACAGGCUCCAUCGAGGAGUGGGGCCAGCAGAGGGCUGGGUGAGCUUCAAGUUGAAAGACAAGGACCUUGUUGUGCCUGCAGAUACACGCGAAACUGGCAAGCGAUUUGAUGCUGCAGCGCCAAUUCCAGAAUUGCUUUGUGUGCAAGCCAGCGACGCCCAUGGCACUCUGAGGGACGUGCAAGGAUCCCUGUCGGAGAUUGAGCAGAGGGCCUGGAAGAAGCUUCGAGAAUCUGAUCAUAAGAAUGAAAAGAGCGACCUGUCCGCUUUCGAAGAGUCGAUCAAAGAUUUGCUCUAUUUGGCGUGGAAGCGCGAGAAUCGUAAGCGAGUUGUCCUGCUCCUAGCGAAACUGCUUCAGUUCUCAAGCGAAAAUUCGUGGGAUCGUGCGGCUCGCAUCGUCUGCCAGCAGCUGUGCUUGGUGUGCUGGGCUUCAUCUAUGGUCGACGUUGAAUAUUAUGCAUGCAGAGAUUCUGAGAGUCCUAUCGUGGUGGUUUGUGGCUUUGGCGGCUCUCAUCUCGAUGACUUGCAACCGGCCAUUGACCGUUGGACGCAAAGUGGUGCCGGGGUACUAGCUUUCGGGCCGGCGCGAGUUGGCCGCGAUGACAUGUUGGAUUCCAUCUUCUCAAGGCUCUUCUCGGUUCUGGAAGAUCGCGCCGUGAUCUUCCAUUUCUUUAGCGAUGGAGGCUUUGGGAUGGCGCGAUCACUCCUUGGGAGGUGGGAGGAGAGCUGGCAGAAAGGCGAAGUUCGCCAGUCGCCUGCGGAGUCCAUCAAGUGCAUGAUCUCUGAUGGUGCUGGCUUCCUACCGCAUGAGGUCAUCGCCGUCGACGAGGACAGCACGGACACGGAAGAUCCUCUGGGCCCCUCGCGAGCCGAUGCGGACGCCGACAAAGGCACCACCGACAACGCCCUUGGCUUCUUCACUGGCUGUGGCUUGAACAUGCUGAUGACCUUCGGUGCCUGCCAGGCCUUUCACGAAGAGCCUGCGAACUCCUUCGGAAAGACCUUGAUCGCAACGGCGAACAGCCGCAAGCUGGGAGGGGAGCUUGCCAGCGCCCCCAGGGGUCCCGUUCUUGCCAUCUGGCGUCUUCUCCGUGAGAUUCCUGCCUUGAUUGUGGCUUCGCGAGGUGACAAGAUCGUUCCAAUCGAAAGAUCAGAGCUCUUGGCCAAGUGGCUGCGCGAGCUUCCGAACCGAGUGCUGAGCCAAGCGCAGCGCUGGCAGGAUGCGAAGAUUCUGGGACAAGACGGCACCGCCGUGCGCACGCUGACCCUCGAGAAGGCGCUGCACUGCAGAGGAAUGGUCAGCCACACCAAGGAGUAUUGGGAAGCCGUUGACGGAUUGGUGGCGCACUGCCUCAGCUGA
Messenger RNA from Symbiodinium sp. CCMP2592, 1506 nucleotides. NCBI's taxonomy places the organism in Eukaryota, Dinophyceae, Suessiales, Symbiodiniaceae. The record is from the annotation of a GenBank genome assembly.